Molecule: messenger RNA, 5132 nt
Organism: Agelaius phoeniceus (red-winged blackbird)
Lineage: Eukaryota; Metazoa; Chordata; Aves; Passeriformes; Icteridae
Source: RefSeq, a predicted model, not a curated record
AUGGCCACGCUGGUGUGCCGGGUGCAGCUGCUGGAUGACACCGACCCCUUCAACAGCACCAACUUCCCUGAGCCCACCCGGCCGCCGCUGUACACCUUCCGGGAGGACAUCCCGCUCGCCACCCAGCUGGCCGGGGUGCACCGCCUCCUCCGCGCCCCGCAGAAGCUUGACGACUGCACCCUGCAAUUGUCUCAUAAUGGUACCUAUCUGGAUCUAGAAUCCACCCUAGCAGAGCAAAGAGAUGAACUAGAAGGUUUCCAGGAGGAUGCUGGGAGGGGCAAGAAGCACAGCAUAAUUCUGAGGACCCAGCUCUCAGUGAGAGUCCAUGCCUGCAUUGAAAAACUUUACAAUUCCAGUGGACGGGAGCUGAGACGGGCACUUUUUUCCUUGAAGCAAAUAUUUCAGGAUGACAAGGACUUGGUUCAUGAGUUUGUUGUUGCUGAAGGUCUGACCUGCUUAAUCAAAGUGGGAGCAGAAGCUGACCAGAAUUAUCAGAACUACAUCCUGAGAGCCUUGGGCCAGAUAAUGCUUUAUGUCGAUGGCAUGAAUGGAGUGAUAAAUCAUAAUGAAACCAUCCAAUGGCUGUACACGCUUAUUGGCUCAAAGUUUCGCCUGGUGGUAAAGACAGCACUGAAGCUGCUGCUGGUGUUUGUGGAGUACACAGAGUCCAACGCACCACUUUUGAUCCAGGCAGUAUCCACUGUGGAUGAAAAGAGAGGAGCCAAGCCAUGGUCCAACAUCAUGGAGAUUCUGGAGGAGAAGGAUGGGGUUGAUACGGAACUACUGGUUUAUGCAAUGACCUUGGUUAACAAGACGCUGUCAGGAUUGCCAGAUCAAGACUCUUUCUACGAUGUGGUGGACUGUCUGGAAGAGCUAGGCAUCGAAGCUAUUUCACAGAGACACUUGAACAAGAAAGGAACAGACUUGGACUUAGUUGAGCAAUUUAACAUUUAUGAGGUGACACUGAGGCAUGAAGACGGAGAUGAGGGUGCUGAGCCCCCACCCAGCGGGCGCAAGGAUCGGAGGAGGGCCAGCCUCGGUGCCGGCGAGCGCAGGGGGCUGGAGCGCCGGCGGAGCCGCAGGCACUCGGCACACAACAACGUCAAGAGCACUUUAUCAGCCCCUGCCAGCCCCUGCGGGCAGUCCAGCUUCGGAAUAAAACCACAACAAAUCAGAUCUCUUAGAGACGAGUACGAAGAGGAGGAAGAAGAACAGCCAGUCACUGAGCCCAAUACUGAGGAUGAGGGGGAGGAAGAGGCCAAUAGGCAGUGCUCUGACUCUUCAGCUGUCUCCAGUGCCAUUUCUCCACCUGAGAGGCCUCUCACCUGCUCUAGAGCAAAGAGCUUUUCUAGCAACUCCUCUUCCGUGCCUGACUCAUCUGUCUCUCAUCAUAAUUCUGUCCUUUCAUCACCAUCUUCACCUGCAACAGCAUUGCUGAGCUCUCCACAAAAUUCCUCAGCAUCUAUUACUCCAAAGGCAUCUCCAACAGUGGAGAAAUUGCCUUAUGUACCACACACUCCUUUUCACCUCUUCUCGUAUGACUUUGAAGACUCUCCAGCAUCUGUGAAAGAGAAGGAAGCAGAAAUGAUGAGGGAAAACAGUCCUUCUGAAGGAUUUACUGUUGCAUGCCCGUUUGCUGAUCUCCCUUUCUCCUUCUUUUCUUCCCAUUUCAUCAGAUACAAUAGCUAUGGCAGCAGCUCUUACUCUUCCCCACGACCUUAUGCUGGUGUGAGUGCCCCUACAACACCCACUACUCGUUAUGGGACAACUCUGUCACCGCCUCAGGAGACCAAAUCUGACAGGCCAGCUUUGGGUGGUCUCCUUACAUCAUCUUUUCGGCAGCACCAGGAGUCCUUGGCAGCAGAAAGAGAACGACGGCGUCAGGAGAGAGAAGAAAGGUUGCAAAGGAUAGAACGUGAAGAAAGAAACAAAUUCAACCGGGAUUAUUUAGACAAAAGAGAAGAACUAAGACAAGCAAGAGAAGAGAGAUACAAAUACUUGGAGAAGUUGGCAGCAGAGGAGUAUGAGAAGGAGCUGAAGAGUCGGAGUGUCAGCCGAGGCAGAAGUGAGCUGUCCUUGAACCUGAGAUCUCCUUCAGCUCCAUCCUCACCUGUACCCAAGUGCAUCAGCCCAGCAUCCAUAGAGUCCCAGGAAGAGUUGAAGACCCCUUCCAUCCCGUGUGGAACUCCUCAGGCCUCAGAAGUGAGUGCCAGUGAACCCGAACCAGAGACAGAGACAGAACCAGAACCAGAGCAGGAGGCUGAGGCUGAGGCCAAGCAGGGAACGGAGACACCCAAGGAAAUAGAGGCUGCAGAGGUGGGACCAGAGAGUGAGGUGGAGCAAGGACCAGAGAGAGAGCCAGAAGAAAGUGCAAUACUCAGUGAAAAGGAGAGGCAGAAUGAGGAAGUGAAUGAAAAAGACAACUGUUCUGCAUCCAGUAUAUCCUCAGCAAGCAGCACUUUAGAGAGGGAAGAGAGAGAGGACAAGUUAACCAGUGACAAUGAAACUGGUCCAUGGUCACAGACCAUUCAGGAUGCUGGUGUGAAUGAGCAGUGCAGCAACAUCCUCAACAACAAGCGGUUUAUGCUGGACAUGUUGUAUGCGCAUAACAAAAAGCCCAAAGAUGAAGAGGAGAAGGAGCUGGAGGCGAAGGAGGAAAAGAAGGAGACGGAGGAAAGUGAGGAGUCACUCACUAGCCUAGCCAGCAGGAUCUCUAUUCUUCAGGCCACAAAGCAGGCCAAAGAUGAAAGUGUCAAAAAGAUGGAGAUUGGAAAUCUGGACAACCAAGGCAGUGUGAAAGCCUUUGCAGAAAAAUUUAACAGUGGUGAGCUGGCUAAGGGGACAGCAGUGCCUGAAGAUGAAAUCAGUGAACAGGUCCCCGAGAAAACACCAGCACAGCCAAAGAAGGAAUCUGAUUACAUCUGGGAUCAGCUCAUGGCUAAUCCUCGAGAACUUAAAAUCAAGGACAUGGAUUUUACAGACUUGGGGGAGGAGGAUGAUGUAGAUGUGUUGGACAUGGAUAUGGGUCCUGGGGACUCCCUUGCUCCCCCUCCUCCACCUCCACCUUCUUUUCUGGGUUUGCCUCCUCCACCACCUCCCCCCUUGUUUGGAUGUCCGCCUCCACCACCGCCCUCUGGUAAUUUAUUGGCUCCUCCUCCACUGUUCAGCACUCCUCAGGGUUUAGGGUCACCCCAGGUUUCUCGGGGUCAGCCAGCAUUUAUAAAGAAGAAGAAAACCAUCCGUCUGUUUUGGAAUGAGGUACGGCCGUUUGAGUGGCAGUGUAAAAACAACAAACGCUGCAGAGAAUUCCUGUGGUCGAAACUGGAACCCAUUAAGGUAGACACUUCCAAACUGGAGCAUCUCUUUGAGUCUAAAUCCAAAGAACUGCCUGUCACAAAGAAAACUGCUGCAGAUGGGAAGCGACAGGAGAUCAUUGUUUUGGACUCAAAGCGGAGCAACGCCAUUAAUAUUGGCUUGACUGUGCUGCCCCCUCCCCGCACCAUCAAGACUGCUAUUUUGAACUUCGAUGAAUAUGCCUUAAACAAGGAAGGAAUAGAGAAAAUCCUGACCAUGAUCCCCACCGAGGAGGAAAAGCAGAAGAUCCAGGAGGCCCAGCUGGCAAAUCCCGAUGUCCCCCUGGGCAGCGCUGAGCAGUUCCUUCUCACCCUCUCCUCCAUCAGCGAACUCUCCGCCAGGCUCCAGCUCUGGGCUUUCAAGAUGGACUAUGAGAUAGUGGAAAAGGAAGUUGCAGAACCACUGCUAGACCUGAAGGAGGGAAUGGACCAACUGGAGCACAAUAAAACUUUGGGAUUUAUCCUUUCUACUCUGCUAGCCAUUGGGAACUUUCUGAAUGGAACCAAUGCCAAAGCUUUUGAGUUGAGCUACCUCGAGAAGGUUCCAGAAGUCAAGGACACAGUGCACAAACAGUCCCUCCUGCACCAUGUCUGCACUAUGGUGGUAGAAAAGUUCCCAGACAGCACUGAUCUUUAUUCAGAGAUCGGGGCCAUCACUAGGUCAGCCAAGGUUGACUUUGAACAACUCCAGGAAAACUUGUGUCAGAUGGAAAGACGGUGCAAAGCAUCAUGGGAUCACCUUAAGGCUAUAGCAAAGCAUGAAAUGAAGCCAAGUCUAAAGCAAAAAAUGUCUGAGUUCCUUAAAGACUGUGCAGAAAGAAUCAUAAUCCUGAAGAUUGUUCAUAGAAGAAUAAUUAACAGGUUUCACUCAUUUUUGUUAUUUAUGGGCCAUCCACCCUACGCGAUACGUGAAGUCAACAUCAAUAAGUUCUGCAAGAUUAUUAGUGAGUUUGCUCUGGAGUACCGCACCACCAGGGAACGAGUCCUGCAGCAAAAACAGAAACGAGCUAACCACAGGGAAAGAAACAAGACCAGAGGGAAAAUGAUAACAGAUACCGAUGAAGAAGAGGAUGUUGAGUCUGGCAAGUUCUCCAGCAGCUCCCCGCCCUGCCAGAGCCAGCCCCAGGGCCUGCAGUAUGCCGAGGAUGCUGCUGAGCACGAGAACAUGAAGGCUGUGCUGAAGACCUGCUCCACAGGGGGGGACAGCACCAUGGCCCUCGGCGUCCGCACUCGGAGCCGCGCCAGCCGAGGCCGUAUCGGUUCAUGGAACGCUGGCAACGACGACUCACCGAACGCGACGGAUGACGCCGCGGAUGAGAUCAUGGAUCGCAUCGUCAAGUCCGCCACCCAAGUGCCAAGCCAGCGAGCAGUGCCUAGAGAGAGGAAGCGGUCACGAGCAAAUAGGAAGUCAUUGAGAAGGACACUAAAGAGUGGGCUAACACCAGAAGAAGCCAAAGCACUGGGCCUCAUCAGCACUUCUGAGAUGCAGGUUUGACAUCCCAGAGGUGGCCACAAGAAGAGCUGAUCAUCUGAAGCACACAGGCUGACACCCCUUCAGCGUGGCAUCGGACUGCCAGCCUCCUCUGCUGCUCCCAACAUCCCUUCCUCUGUUAGUUCAAUUUUAAUAAGCAACGAAAAGCAAAACCCCACAUCCAGUGCAGAAGAAGGGUGUGCCACAGCUCAGCAUGACAUCCAGACGGUAACUGAGGAAGCAUUUGAGUGUUCCUAAGUGAAAGCACAUGACUUCUUGUUCUUCUCCUCAUGAUGUGUUGAUGUGGG